Messenger RNA from Jaculus jaculus (lesser Egyptian jerboa), 7858 nucleotides. RefSeq names its product signal induced proliferation associated 1 like 3 (gene Sipa1l3). The coding region runs from base 827 to 6190 and encodes 1787 amino acids. Gene Ontology annotation, cellular component: cytoplasm; Golgi apparatus; plasma membrane. Gene Ontology annotation, biological process: establishment of epithelial cell polarity; regulation of small GTPase mediated signal transduction; activation of GTPase activity. Gene Ontology annotation, molecular function: protein binding; GTPase activator activity. The record is from RefSeq and is a predicted model, not a curated record. The transcript is spliced from 22 exons. NCBI's taxonomy places the organism in Eukaryota, Metazoa, Chordata, Mammalia, Rodentia, Dipodidae.
CCUCGCGCUCCGCGGACAGAGAGUGAGGGUCACCGGAGUGGAGGGCGGACGAGGACGCGACUGGAGAAAGGAGGAGCGGCCCGGGCGGGGUGAAUAGCGCGGCUCCACAAGUGCAGCCAGCACAAUACGCGCCUCCGUGCCUCACGCCCCUCAGGCUGCGGAAGUCCUCUGGAGACUAGAGAGGUACGGAGGCGACCCGUAGACUACCAUUCCCAGCGAGCUGCGCGGUUGGUGGUACGCCCACGACUCCCGGCAGCACCCGCGCUCCAGGCUCUCUUCAGCAGGCGGCCUCUGAGGGCGAAACUACAGUUCCCAGGAGACCUCGCGCGAAGCGGCUUGGAAGUGGGCAGCCUGGAAGUCACUUGGGCCACGGGAGCUGGCGGUGUCUACUGCAAGCCCUGCGGUUUCGGACGCCGCGUUCGAGGAGCCCGCGGGCGGGCAGCUGGGGCGCCCAGAUAUACCGCCUUCAACCUUCAUUCUCCUGGAACCCUCAAGGUGAAUUUUCAGAACAUACUGAGGCAUGGCUUGGGAGAUACCCUUAUAGUCCAUCAGCCCUUCUCACAGCUGCUUCUUGCUCUGCCCUGCUGAACCACUCCAUCUGGAGCUCUCGGGAUGGCACCUGCUUCCUGAAGUUACCCUGGUCCUGCUGUCUGUAGCAAUGGUGGAGAACUGGACUCCACAGGCUCACAACCUUCACGUGCAUUUUCAGGGGCCAUCACCCUUCAUCCUGGGACUGGUGGCCCUGAACAAUGGCUGAGGGCCAAGGGACCCCAUAGAGUUGCACCACAGCUUGCAGGGGCCAGCAGCACUCCAGCUCCUGUGGACUAUGACCACCUAUCGGCCCCUUUCCAAUGAUGUGGACCUGGCAGCCAGCUGUGGGGCCAGGGGCACUGACAUCCUUCCUGGGCCCCACCCUGGGGACUACACUUCCAUGGGAUUCUGGACUCAGAAUGGCAGCAUGUCCCAGCCUCUUGGUGAGAGCUCAGGCACUGCUACUACCCGCCCCAGUCCCACCACACCAGCGAUGCCCAAGAUGGGUGUGCGUGCCCGAGUAGCUGACUGGCCACCAAAGCGAGAGGCCCUGAGAGAGCAAAGCAACCCCAGUCCCUCACAGGACACAGAUGGUGUGAAGACUGUGAAGGUGGCCCAUUCCAUGAGGAACUUACAGAAUGGACAGCCCCCUGCAAGCACCCCAGCUUCCUCAGGGUCCAAAGCCUUCCACAGACUCUCCAGGAGAAGGUCCAAAGAUGUGGAAUUCCAGGAUGGGUGGCCCCGGUCCCCUGGCAGGGCCUUCCUCCCCCUGCGACACCGCAGCAGCAGCGAGAUCACCCUCAGUGAAUGUGACAUCGAGGACCCCGGAGAGCCACGGGGGACCCGGCAAGCUGGGGUGCUGCCCCUGUUCCGAGAGUAUGGCAGCACAUCCUCCAUAGACGUGCAGGGUGUGCCUGAGCAGAGCUUCUUUGACAUCCUCAAUGAAUUUCGCAGUGAGCAGCCCGAGACCCGGGGCUCCCAGAGCCUCAGCGAACUUCUGCAAGCAGAUCCUGGUGCUCUCCUAACAGGAGGCAGCUGUGGAGUCAGUGGGGACUCCCGCAAUGGUCAGGCCUCCAAGGACAGUCUCCUGCCUCUGCAGCAAUUCAAAGAGAAGGAAAAGGCCAGAAAGAAACCUGUGCGGGGUCUAGGCAGUGGGGACACUGUGGACUCAUCCAUCUUCCGGAAGCUGAGGAGCAGUAAGCCUGAGGGGGAUGCAGGACGGCCUCUGGGGGAGACAGAGGAGGGUCGGAGCCCCCCAGAAGCCAGCAGGCCUUGGGUUUGCCAGAAGAGCUUUGCCCAUUUUGACGUGCAGAGCAUGCUUUUUGACCUCAAUGAGGCAGCUGCCAACAGGGUGUCGGUGGCCCAGCGACGGAACACCACCACAGGGGCUUCGGCCGCCUCAGCCAUGGCGGCCCUCACAGCAUCCCGGGUCCACAGCUUGGGGGGUCUGGACCCAGCCUUUACCAGCACAGAGGACUUGAAUUGUAAAGAGAACCUGGAGCAGGAUCUUGGAGAUGACAAUAGUAACGACCUACUGCUCAGCUGCCCCCACUUCCGCAACGAGCUCGGUGGUGAGCAUGAACGUAACGUGAGCUUCUCCCGAGCCUCUGUGGGCUCCCUAGGGGGCAGCAGUGAGACCCACCUAGUUGAGCCUAUGCUGAGCAUCCAUCGUACCAAUGCCAGCAUCUCAGUGCUGGAGGUGCCCAAGGAGCAACAAAGGACACAGAGCCGGCCCCGACAAUACAGCAUUGAGCACGUGGACCUGGGUGCCCGCUACUACCAGGACUAUUUCGUGGGCAAAGAGCAUGCCAAUUACUUUGGUGUGGAUGAGAAGCUGGGGCCUGUGGCUGUGAGCAUCAAGCGGGAGAAGCUGGAAGACCACAAGGAUCAUGGACCUCAGUACCAGUACAGGAUCAUCUUCCGCACCCGUGAGCUCAUCACACUUCGGGGCUCCAUCCUAGAGGAUGCCACACCCACAGCCACCAAGCAUGGUACUGGGCGAGGCCUGCCCCUUAAGGACGCACUGGAGUAUGUCAUUCCAGAGCUCAACAUCCACUGCCUGCGACUGGCUCUCAACACUCCCAAGGUGACAGAGCAGCUUCUGAAACUCGAUGAGCAAGGGCUGUGCCGCAAGCACAAGGUGGGCAUCCUCUACUGUAAGGCUGGCCAGAGCUCGGAGGAGGAGAUGUACAACAAUGAGGAGGCUGGCCCUGCCUUUGAGGAGUUCCUGGCUCUCUUAGGCGACAAGGUCUGUCUGAAAGGCUUCACCAAGUAUGCCGCCCAGCUGGACGUCAAGACUGAUUCCACAGGUACCCACUCCCUCUACACGACGUACCAAGACUAUGAGAUCAUGUUCCAUGUCUCUACCCUGCUUCCUUACACCCCCAACAACAGACAGCAGCUGCUGAGGAAGAGACACAUAGGGAAUGACAUCGUGACCAUCAUCUUCCAGGAGCCUGGUGCACUUCCUUUCACUCCCAAAAACAUCCGCUCACACUUCCAGCAUGUCUUCAUCAUUGUCCGAGUCCACAACCCCUGCACUGAGAAUGUCUGCUACAGCAUGGCUGUGACCCGAUCCAAAGAUGCUCCUCCUUUCGGCCCCCCCAUUCCCAAUGGAACCACAUUCCACAAAUCUGAUGUAUUCAGAGACUUCUUGCUGGCCAAGGUGAUUAAUGCUGAGAAUGCUGCACACAAAUCCGACAAAUUCCACACCAUGGCUACCCGGACCCGCCAGGAAUACCUCAAGGACCUAGCUGAAAACUGUGUUUCCAACACUCCCAUCGACUCCACUGGCAAGUUCAACCUCAUCUCCCUGACCUCCAAGAAGAAGGAGAAGACAAAGGCCAGGGCAGGUGCAGAGCAGCAUAGUGCGGGGGCCAUCGCCUGGCGGGUAGCAGCUCAGGACUAUGCCCAGGGGGUAGAGAUUGACUGCAUUUUGGGGAUUUCCAAUGAGUUUGUGGUGCUCUUGGACCUACGCACCAAGGAGGUAGUGUUCAACUGCUACUGUGGGGAUGUCAUUGGCUGGACCCCAGACUGUAACACACUAAAAAUUUUCUAUGGCCGAGGGGACCACAUCUUUCUACAGGCUGCAGAUGGCUCCAUGGAGGACAUAAGAGAAAUUGUCCAGAGGCUGAAGAGGAGCAGACUCAAACAGUUAAGACUCCAUCCCACCUGCUGCCCACAGGUGAUGACUAACGGCUGGGAAACGGUAGACAUGACCCUGCGGCGGAAUGGGCUCGGUCAGCUGGGCUUCCAUGUAAAGUACGAUGGGACGGUGGCUGAAGUGGAGGACUAUGGCUUUGCCUGGCAGGCCGGCCUCCGGCAAGGCAGCCGGCUGGUGGAAAUCUGCAAGGUGGCUGUGGUCACAUUGACCCAUGACCAGAUGAUCGACCUGCUACGCACCUCUGUCACCGUGAAGGUGGUCAUCAUCCCACCCUUCGAUGAUGGCACACCCCGAAGGGGUUGGCCAGAGACCUAUGACAUGAAUACCUCAGAGCCCAAGACUGACUCAGAAAGCACCACCCCUGGGGGCCGGCCCCCCUACCGCAGCAAUGCUCCCUGGCAGUGGAGUGGACCUGCAUCCCAUAACUCUCUGCCAACCUCUAAGUGGGCCACACCUGCCACCCCUGGCCACGUGCAGUCCCUGAGCCGGCCCCCGAAGCAGGCCCCCACGGUCCCCUUCCGUGAAUCCCAGCCACUGCACAGCAAGAGGCCAGUCAGCUUCCCAGAAACCCCUUAUUCAGCAUCACCAGCAGGGGCCGACAGAGUUCCUCCCUAUCGACAGCCUUCUGGGAGUUUCUCCACACCAAGCUCAGCCACCUACGCCAGAUACAAGCCGUCUCCUGAAAGAUAUGCAGCUGCCCCACACCCACUGCUGUCUUUUGACCCCCACUUCACCCACGAUGGAAUGUCCAGCGGUGACUCCUCAGGUGGCCUGACUAGCCAGGAAAGCACCAUGGAGCGCCAGAAGCCAGAGCCUCUGUGGCACGUGCCAGCCCAGGCCCGGCUCUCAGCCAUGGCUGGAAGCAGCGGGAGCAAGCACGCCUCCAGGCAGGAUGCAGCAGGCAAAGAUUCCCCCAACAGGCAUUCCAAAAGCGAAACUCAAUACUCGAGCCAUUCUAGCAGCAACACCCUCUCCAGCAAUGCCUCCAGCAGCCACAGUGAUGACCGCUGGUUUGACCCUCUGGACCCUCUUGAGCCAGAGCAGGACCCCCUCUCUAAGGGUGGCUCCAGCGACAGCGGCAUCGACACCACACUCUACACCUCCAGCCCCAGCUGCAUGUCUCUCGCCAAGGUGCCUCGGACCACCAAGCCACACAAGCCCCCCGGAAGUAUGGGCCUUUGUGGAGGGGGCCGGGAGGCAGCUGGGCGGCCCCACCAUGCAGACCGGCGACGGGAGGUCUCCCCAGCUCCUGCAGUUGCCAGCCAGAACAAGGGCUACCGGCCAAAGGUAUACACCUCAGGCUCCAGCACCCCUCCAAGCCUAGCUGGGUGCAGCCGAGACACACCAAGGCAACACAGUGACAUGGGCUCCAGGGCUGGCUACCCCACUCAGGUUUACAAAACUACCAGCACUGAGACUCCUCGGCCCUCCCAGCUGGCCCAGUCCAGCCCUUUCCAGCUCUCCACUUCCGUCCCCAAGUCCUUCUUCUCGAAGCAGCCUGUGUACAACAAGCACCCAACAGGGUGGAAAAGAACAGACGAGCCCCCACCACGGCCGCUCGCCUUCCCUGACACUAAAAAGCAAGUGGACACCAACACAAAAAACGUCUUUGGUCAGCCACGGUUGAGAGCAUCCCUGCGAGACCUUCGAUCCCCACGGAAAAACUAUAAGUCAACCAUUGAGGACGACCUGAAGAAACUCAUCAUCAUGGACAACUUGGGGCCAGAGCAAGAACGGGACACAGGACAGCAGUCCCCUCAGAAGACCCUGCAGCGGACACUGUCAGAUGAGAGCCUGUGCAGUGGGCGCCGGGAUCCCAGCUUUGCCAACCCUGCCAACCUGGAACCAGGUCUCCCCAGCGAUGUGCUCUUUACCAGUACCUGCACCUUUCCCUCCAGCACGCUGCCUGCCCGCCGCCAGCACCCACACCCACCCAGUGGUGCUCCCAGCAUUAUCCCAGCCACCGGCAACGGGUUCCCAGAAAAGAAAUCUGCCAUCUCAACCUCAGAGCUCUCACUGGUUGAUGGACGGGACCGGUCCCUGCGACGGCUCGACCCUGGGAUGAUGCCUCUGCCUGAUACAGCUGCUGGCCUGGAGUGGUCCAGCCUGGUGAAUGCCGCCAAGGCAUAUGAAGUGCAAAGGGCCGUCUCGCUCUUCUCUCUAAACGACCCAGGCCCCAGCCCAGACAUCCAGCCUGCACACAGUCCUGUCCAUAGCCACCUGAGCCUGGAGCGAGGGCCCCCAGCCCCCAGGACCACACCUACCAUGAGUGAGGAGCCAGCCCUGGAUCUGACAGGCAAGGUGUACCAGCUGGAAGUGAUGCUGAAGCAGCUGCACACGGACCUCCAGAAGGAGAAGCAGGACAAAGUGGUGCUGCAGUCGGAGGUGGCCAGCUUACGGCAGAACAAUCAGCGGCUGCAGGAGGAGUCCCAGGCUGCCAGUGAGCAGCUGCGCAAGUUCGCCGAACUCUUCAGCAGGGAGAAGAAGGAACUCUGAGGCACCUUUCUCAGCCCCUAUGUCUCCCCUGCUGGCAGGUCACAGGCUCCUGAAUUCCUAGGCUCUGGGUUGCAAGGUGACAGGUCAUCUCUGCCAUGACCCUCCAACAGCCUUUCUUAGGGACUCAGCCCUGGGGCAGGAGCCAACUCUGCUACUGUCUCAGGCUUUCUUAGCUGCUUCUGCAGGCCAAGCAGCCUCUUUCUAAAACCCAUCCACCUGGAGCUGAACUGAGGCAGGAGGAGACCAGGGCAGCCCCUGCAUGAAAACCAUGGAACAAGAUGAGCCCUUUCUUUUCCCACUCCCCACAGUCCAGGGCUCCUCUGUCCCCAGUGUGCUAGCUCCAGAAAGCCUGGACAUCACCCCCACCCCAUUCCCCUGCUGUACCAUAUCUAGGAGCACUUUCGUAGAAUUUAAAUUAUUUUCCUGGGGCCCCAGAAUGGACAGGAAACCCCAGCAUCCAGAGUCCAGUUCUUUGAGAGAAAACUAUUUGUACAAUCAAAACUGUUUAUACAAUCUUUUCUAUUAACUCUUCUCCCCUUAGUAACCAUGAACCUGAGCUUGGAGCCACAGACCCCUCUACCUUCAAGCUACUGAUCUGGCUGGCUGCCGACUCCUCCCUUCCCCCCAGCACAAUACUAGGCCCUCCCUGGCCAGAACCCUAGCCACCUCCCAGAUCUAAAGGUGGCACAGAGCCUGGGGACAGGGCUGAAGAAAAGCAGUCUUCACCUCCUGUCUGGUCCCCUUUUCCUGUACAAGUCUCCCUGGCCACUCCUCACAGCCCUCAGCAGCAGCCACCAGACAGAAACACUGUGCUCCCUGGGGAACACUCACAGUGAAACCCCCACAGAUGCUGGUUUUCUAAAGGCAAUAAGAGACAGCUUAGUGUGGUAUUAACACUGUUCACCCAGGAAACACAAGUUCCUUUUUCCCCCUUCUUUAAAAACAAACAGAAAAGAAUAUAUAUAUAUAUUUAUUUUUUCAUGUAGAGUUGCACCAGAACAAGUGUAGAUCACCACAGUCUGUGGAUGCGCUAAUGGGCUGGGGUCAGUAGGAAGAGCCAGAGGAAUGGGGAGGCAAUAGACACAUCCCUCUCUGGGAAGCAAUGGGAAGGGAGCAGUUGGCAGAACUGAUUGGAUCUAGAGCCACUACUAGGUGGUCCUCAGCUAAAGACCCUCCACUUUUUCUUUGGGCCCAGGAACCUCAAGGGAGGCACUCCAGGCAGGCAAGAGGGCAAGGCUAGAGAAGAGGAUACCCAUGGCUCUGGAUGACCCACCUCUGGCUCUAAGACCCCCUAGAUUAUGCAGGAAGAAUAUACCUUGUCCUCCACCCACCAUGGGAUGGUGGUGGUAGACCAGACCACCCAGUGUCCUCAGCCCUGGCCAACUACUGUGAGGUCUCUCCUUUCCUGAAACCCUUUCUGAAGGGUUCCCUGACCCUCUCCUUUCCUCAAGCCCCAACCUGGAGCAUUUUUCUUUUCUUUUCUUUUUUUUACUAUCUCCUCAUACUUCAGAUCAUUCGAAUCAAUUUGGGGACCUAAUCAUGUACAUUGACAAGUGUAAAUUAUAGUUUUUGGUUUUGCUCUUAAUAUUUUUAAGAAUCUCUGCAGAACAAAUUAUUUAAUUUGAUGUUAAUGCUCUGGUGGCUAGAAAUAGGCUAUUUUUUUUUUUU